Molecule: messenger RNA, 1557 nt
Organism: Colletotrichum truncatum
Lineage: Eukaryota; Fungi; Ascomycota; Sordariomycetes; Glomerellales; Glomerellaceae
Product: C6 zinc finger domain protein
Biological process (GO): regulation of transcription by RNA polymerase II
Molecular function (GO): zinc ion binding; DNA-binding transcription activator activity, RNA polymerase II-specific
Source: RefSeq, a predicted model, not a curated record
AUGACCAUUAUCUCAAGUGCCGGACAAAUGGUCGCCGAUACCGCCGCCAAACCAACUUCUCCGCCAGAGGAUAAGCCGUACCACUCAAAACGGCCUCACAAGAAGUCGAGGACGGGUUGUAGAAACUGUAAAACACGCAAGGUCAAGUGCGAUGAGGCGCGUCCAACAUGUCGCAACUGCGUGCUCCGCAAGGCCGAGUGUGUCUACCCCGGACCGUCCCACUCCCAUGCCGAUCACACCCCGGGAUCGCCUUCAUCUUCCUCUGGCUCAACCUCAUCUCGCGCUCACACGCCGGGGCAUAGUGGUGAUGAAGACUUCAACGCGCUGGUCGUCAAGGAGCCCCUGUACCUCCCUUCCAACCACCACGAUGCUACUGACAUGAAAUUGUUAUGGUUCUACACCACAAAUACCUUCACAUCAUUCGCUACCCAAGCGGGAAGAGUGAAGCGGAUUGAUGACAUCUUAAGAGUCAAGAUCCCUUCCCAUGCGUUUGAGAGCCCAUUUCUGAUGGACUGUCUAUUGGGUACUUCGGCCCUUCAGCUGCAGCACCUCAAACAAGAUAUCGCGCCGUCGCGCGCUCUCCGCUAUCGGGCCCGCGCCUUCGAGGGUUACCGUAAAGCCGUCGAGGAGUUUAAGCCCGAGACGUUCCCUGCUCUCAUUGCAACUUCACUACUCCUGACUGCCUUAUCAUCUCAAAUGUUCCGUGAGGCCGGCACAAAGGAGCUCUAUAUCAUCGACUGGAUGAUAGUCUGGCGCGGGAUCGGUCUCAUGAUCGACAUGGCCACGCCGCAGACCGUCUGGGACUCGGGCAUGGCCGAGCUCUUCUUCCGGCCGCCCAUCGACCUCGAUAAGGCCGCUCUGCACAUUCCCAACAACCUGCUUUUCAUGAUCUCCUCAAUCCGUCCCGGGGACCCAGACUUCGAAGACGUGUCCACCUACUACGACACGCUCAAGUACCUCGGCUCGCUCUACUCGGAGCUGAUCCACGGCUUCGGGCCCAUCAUGACCCUACGUGUCGUGACGUGGUUCACCUUCAUCCCCAAGGGCUUCGUCGAGCUGGGUCGGCAGAAGAGGCCCCGCGCGCUAGUCAUCCUGGCGCAUUAUCUAAUGUUCAUGAAAGCCGUCCAGAACUUGUGGUGGAUCGACGGCAUCGCCGAUCGUGAGAUCGCGGGAAUCUCCAGCCACCUCGGAGAGACAUGGUCCAACGAGCUCGCCGCGCCCCGCCUGGCCCUUCUCCUCAACGACCGUACAGACGUCGCGCGUCUGCUACUGAAUGACCCAGAAUGGCAGUCGCCCAUCGACUUCUUCAGCGAACCCACGCGGGAUCCGAGGGCGGAGGCGCUCACGUGGGUCGACGACAGCGGCAAACGGUCCAGGUCUAUGCCCAAACACGUGGGCGCCUUGUACCCUUGCGACCCUGCUCCAAGGACGACACCCUGGGAGGAUGAGGGUUUUCAUCCCGACCCGUUGAUACUUUCUGCACCGAACAGGGACUACGCCGGUGCGGUGUUGGGAACCAUCGAUUUGGGUAUUCAGGAUAUGGACAUGUCCAGGUAG